This is a messenger RNA of Oppiella nova, 1063 nucleotides long. The record is from the annotation of a GenBank genome assembly. NCBI's taxonomy places the organism in Eukaryota, Metazoa, Arthropoda, Arachnida, Sarcoptiformes, Oppiidae.
AUGAGUGGUAAUACCUGUUUCAUCCCGAUCUCGAAGCACUUGCGGAGUCGACAGCGGCGGCAGAACUUUCUGGUCUACAAAUGCUAUUUCGACGAGAAAUGCAAAUUAGAUUCAGUCACCAGAAAGUUCUGCCGCCGCUGUCGACUCCGCAAGUGCUUCGAGAUCGGGAUGAAACAGGAGUGGAUUCUUAACGACGAGGAAAAACAGGUGCGACGGAAGAAGAUUGAGGAGAAACGGAGCAAAAAACGCAAGAAUUCGGUCCAAAGCUCGUCGUCGGAGACAAAGUCGACGUCGGACUCCAACACAUUCAACGAACUCGAGUACAACCGGUUGACGGAGUUGUUUACGGCGCUCAACAUUAUGCAGACGCCGUUACCCGAGAAUAGCGUCGAAAUGAAGUCCAUGGACGAGAUGUGCACCAUUAUGGCCACCAAAGUGGACAAGGAGAUCAGGGCACUGGUCACUGUGUCCAAGAAUUUGAGCGCUUUCAACACGAUGUGCGAGAAUGACCAGAUCUCCCUGCUCAAGUACGGGUCCCUCGAGAUAUUCAGUAUGCGGUCUGUACUCACGUACGACUUCAUCAACGACUCGUGGACUUUGGUUAUGGAUAACAAUCAAUCAAUAUUACUGAGGUUUAGUAACCUGGAGUACGACUAUGUGUUCGCCGCCCACAAGAAUUAUUUAAGAAAAAUAGGCAAAGAAUGGGAUUCCGAUCCAUAUAUUCUGGAUUUGUUGACAGCUAUAGUACUAUUUAAUCCGGAUCGUCCAAACCUGAUACACAAGGAUAUGGUUAAACUUCAGCAACAAAUGUAUAUGUAUUUACUUCAACGCUAUCUACUGCUUAAAAGUAAAUCCGAGUGUCACUCAAAAGAGAAAUUCCUGAGACUAUUGAAUACAUUACACGAUUUGGAAGAAUUCAACAAGCUCAAAAUGACCAAAUGUGCGCAGAGUCGUAAUGCACCGGAGGCUUUCGGACCACUGCUCAGGGAGAUAUUGGAUAUUAGCAACUAGAUACUUUGUUCAUACGUUUAGGGAAUAUUCAUUCAUGUUUUCCAAUAUAAAG